Salmo salar (Atlantic salmon) is the source of this 3569-nucleotide messenger RNA. Its product is annotated as protein eva-1 homolog A. The record is from RefSeq and is a predicted model, not a curated record. NCBI's taxonomy places the organism in Eukaryota, Metazoa, Chordata, Actinopteri, Salmoniformes, Salmonidae.
AAGCCUGGGGUUUAACUUUUGCUACCCACGAGAGGAGGAAGGAAGGAAAAAGCUCAAAGAGAAGUAAAAGCACAGCAAAAGACGAGUUCCGCCUACUCUAGCCUUCCAUGGUGUACUCUUUCUCACUCUGUCGCUCUCUCAUUCUCUCUCUCGCUCUCUUUCUUUCCGGAUCCUAAGGAAUGAAUUAGAAACUCUGUCCAAAGUGUUUUUUUGGUCUAAAGGCGGGAGUAGUCACAUUGCAAAGGACUGUACCUUCUUAAUGGGGCAAUAAAAAAUAGUUUUCCACUCUCCAUCUCUCCUUUUUUGGGCUGCACACUCCUUUUCUUGUGGGACCCUCCGUGGAGUAAUGCUCACGUGAGCUCUUGUUUUUACGGUGCCUCUGGCAGACCCUAGCCGAGCUCUCCGGGAGGGAAGGGGGAAGAACGAACACUCACGGACACAGAGAGAAACUUACUACCUGGGCCCCGGAGGAUUUUCCACUCAGUCAUGUGUGUUCCCAAAGAAGUUGCUGUUGCAAGAGCCCAACCCCAGAGUGGCAGUGUACCCCCCGUCACCCAGUGCCAAUGACCCAAACGUGGUUGGAUACAGCGCCCCCCCUGAUGGGACCUCGGUCAUAACCUCAGAGUCUUUGCUCUCAGGAAAGAAGAAGCGAGGGAGGGAGUUUGGUUCCUAUUCUGGGGAGGUGAAGACAAAUGAGGGAGGAGUGGAGGACAAAGCCCCCCGGCCGCCGGACAUGAACCCUGUGAUCAAUGCUACAACGGGCAGCACCGACAUGUCCCUUAUCAGUAGCUCACUGGCAGCCUACAACUGUAUAGCAGACCACCCAGAGCGAGCAGCGCUCUACUUUGUGUGCGGCGUGUGCCUGGGCCUUUUCCUCAUCCUGUUUGCUCUGGUGGUCCAGAUCUCGUGCCGCACCGACUGCCAGCCUCGCCGCCGCUGCCCCGGCACCACCACCAAGAACCGCCUGCGGCCCACCGACUCUUCAUCGGACUCCAGCGACUCAGACUCAGACUGGGAAACCACGUCGGAUCUAUCCGCGCGCCGCCACCGCCGCUUCGAGCGCACGCUCAACAUGAACGUGUUCACGUCUGCGGAAGAGCUGGAACGGGCACAGCGGCUGGAGGAGAGGGAGAGGAUCAUACGAGAGAUCUGGAUGAACGGUCAACCCGACAUACCCGGGACGCGUAGCCUCAACCGAUAUUAUUGAGGCAAGACCGUAAAUGAACCACUACUAGAUCUAGAUGAACCCGGGACGCGCAGCCUCAACCGCUAUUAUUGAGGCAGGACCGUAAAUUAACUUCUACUAGAUCUAGAAAGGGGGCUGUGAAGGUUGGAGUGCAGUACUUGAGAUGGGAUGUGUAGGACCACAAAUGCACCACUAGGGUUUGGGGAUAGGGGGAAGGGACCCCACCACCGGACCUGGUUUUCGGAGGUGUGCAUGACCACAAUAGGACGACUUUGGACUGUGGGGGUUUGGAACCGCACUAUGGAACAGUGACGCUUGCAGACCAGGAAGGAUAAAUAUCCCCCUCUUUCUGUCUGUCAGUCUGUGUCCGUGUGGGUACUGUAAAGCAAAAAAAACUAUGUUAAUGCAGUGAGAAUAAGCUCCUACUUCUCAGCAUGGUAAGCUUAACCCAGAGCCUGCCUCUCAUUGGUGGAGGCUGAAGGUGAAAGGUCAGCUAACUGCACUGCCUCACAUUUUACCUCAUCGCACCCUCCUGAAGUGGAGGAUCUUGGGAUGCUGAGGCUGUGAAGUCUGAAAGGUCAAAGGUGACUUAAGGACAGUUGCCAAUGUUACUCCUGUGUUGCCUAGUGGAUAUUGAGAAUUGGGCAAAUCUGAAAGCGUGCAGCUUGCUUUAUGCUCACUCACCCUCCAGUAUUCAAAUGGUCGAAUGGCUUUAGGAGAGGCGUAACACUUAUAGUUAAAAGGACAUCGUAACACUCAAAGUGAAACGGACAGCGUUACACAAAGUGAAACUUACAGCGUAACACUUACAGUAAAAUUGGACAGUGGGACAGUGGACCAACAACGUUACAAUCUUUAAUAGGAAAAUGACCAUGGUCAACCAACGCUGUCUUUUGAACUUUGAACCCAAAAUGUGUUUUUUGAAAUUCUACUCAAACAUUUUAUGAAAUCUAUUUUAUAUAAUAUUUAAUAGUUGUAUUGUUGUGUAUUUUUUUCUUUACGGUUAUUAUUAUGAGAUAUUUUUAUACUGCGGUUAUCAAAGCUUGUCUGGCACCUCAGGGAUGCAAUCCUAGGGGAGUCCAAAAUGGCACCCUAUUUCCUUUAUAGUGCUCUACUUUUGGCUAGAACCUUAUAAGGGUCUGGCAAAUCUCUGGCUAAAAUUAGUGCACAACAUAGGGAAUAGGGUGCAGUUUUGGAUGUAGCCCCUAGUGUUUCUGUGAAUGGUAGUUUCUAUUUGCUUCUUAAGAAGAGGAUUGGGGCCCGAAUUCAUUAAGCUUCUCAUUGUAGGAUUGCUGAUCUAGGAUCAGGUCCCCCAUGUCCAUGUAAUCUGAUUCAUUAUGAUAUAAAAGGCAAAACUGAUCCUAGAUCAACACUCUUACUCUGAGUCACUUCAUGAAUACAGUCCCUAUACAAUACUCCAGAUGUGUCAGCAUUUGAGCAUUGGGCCAGUAACCGAAAGGUUGCUGUAUCGAAUCCCCAAGCAGAUAAGGUACAAAUCUGUCGUUCAGCCCCUGAGCAAGGAAGUUAGCCCACUGUUCCCCGGGCACCGAAGACGUGGAUGUUGAUUAUGGCAGCCCCCCACACCUCUCUGAUUCAGAGGGGUUGAGUUAAAUGUGGAAGACACUUCAGUUAAAUGCUUUAAAUGUGUAAUUUUAAAAUUUGAAAGUUAAAUGUAGUUGUACAACUGACUAGGUAUCCCCCUUUCCCAUUUAUAAAAUAAAAAAACACCAUGUAAAACACCUCGAAGAGGUCAAGCGAUUUAAUAAGCUUAUUUCUUAUGUUUUAAUAUGCACAGUGCAGUGCCCUACCUGGCAACAAGGAUGUCUAUUGGUGGAAAAGGUAACCCAGUCAAGCUGUUAUAUUAGAAUCGAUCAAUCAAUUGCAAUAAUCUUUUUCUCACUUUGUCAAACAGGCUAGUGGCCAUAGGACUUGUCAAGACAGCACAAAAAGAUCUAGGACCACAGGCAAGGAAAUGGCUACAGAACAAAAUCCUGUUAAUUUGCCUACCAGUGAAAGAGCUUCCUAAAUAUUACUGUGGUCAUCAAUACUAGGGUUAACCCUCACAUGACACUGUUGGGCAAUCUGUCAGGUAUUAUUGUAAUGAUCAUGUUGUUAAUGAUAUAAGAUAUUAUCAAUACAGUUCAGUUGCACUGGGUGAACCGUAGGAAUCAUGGUUUAUCAUAAGAAGUUUGGGAUUUUCUUGACUGAGAGGUGAAAUGAGAAGUCAGUGAAGAAUCUUCACUCCAACUGCAAUCCUUUAUGUCUUUUUAUUGAAAAGGCUUGUCUUUCAAUUUGUAUGGGACAGAAAAUAUGCCAAUACAAUAGCUGGUAAGUGAGACCAAAAUAUAACUCCUGUGCUUGGAAUAAACUGUGUUGAAAAUAA